Desarmillaria tabescens is the source of this 2090-nucleotide messenger RNA. Its product is annotated as glycoside hydrolase family 18 protein. Gene Ontology annotation, molecular function: chitin binding; phosphatidylinositol binding; chitinase activity. Gene Ontology annotation, biological process: chitin catabolic process; carbohydrate metabolic process. Bases 111 to 1766 code for a protein of 551 amino acids. The record is from RefSeq and is a predicted model, not a curated record. Gene Ontology annotation, cellular component: extracellular region. The transcript is spliced from 14 exons. Lineage: Eukaryota; Fungi; Basidiomycota; Agaricomycetes; Agaricales; Physalacriaceae.
ACGAAAUAGUCGAUACACCACGUUGAAGUCUUUUCACGAGGACCGGAAGCUCGUGGAGUAUAUAUAUCCACUAUCUGGUGCAUCCAUUUAUUUCAGUAUCAACCGACCUUAUGGCUCCUUCAGUCACUGUAAACAAGCACACGACUGCCUCUAUUCCGAGGCCACAUAUUCUUUAUACUAUCGAAGUCACUCGGAAUGGUGCUCACACUGUUGUGGAUCGGAGGUACAGCGAGUUUGUCGCGCUCAAUGACACGCUUCAAGUGACUAAAUACGCGCUCCCUCCCAAACGCAUACUGGCAACGACCUUCAUUCCCUCUGCGUGGCUUGACGAUGAACUCAUUAAGGAACGAAAGACGGGAUUGAAAGAAUAUCUGACCAAUUUAGUGAGGGACCCUCAAUAUAGCAGUAAUCCGGUCCUGCGGGAAUUCAUUUUGCCCUCUAAACCCUCUCCACCUCGUCGACUCCAAGACGACCUGCUCCACCUCGAAGACGCCGUGCCCUCAACAUUGUCCCGGAAAGCGGCUUUGAGUUUGGUCAAAGGUGGAGUCAAGGCACAGUCCACUCCAAUUGCUGCGGCCUACUAUCCAGAUUGGAGUGCCGGUAGCUUCCCACCGGAAAAAUUAGAUUAUUCUAAAUUCGACAUUCUUUUCUUCGCUUUCGCUACGCCUAAUUCGUCUUCGGGCUUGACCUGGGACUCUGGCAGUCAAUCCAUUCUUCAGAGGCUUGUCACUAGUGCUCGAAACAGCGGUAAGGGAACGAAAAUUGUUCUGUCAGUUGGUGGAUGGGGUGGUAGUUACUGGUUCUCGCAAGCCGUCAGCAGCUCGGCCAAUAGAUCUACGUUCACUAACGCUCUAUCUUCCGCGGUGAAUACGUAUGGUCUUGAUGGUAUCGAUAUUGAUUGGGAAUACCCCAAUUCUACAGGUGCUGGCAAUCCUCACUCCUCGUCGGAUGCGGCAAAUCUCUUAAGCUUGGUACAGUCGCUCCGUUCUGCUCUUGGGACUAGCAAGAUCAUCUCUGCUGCUGUGCCCCACCUCCCAUGGUUAGGCUCCAAUGGUAGCCCCCUCACAAACGUCUCGGCUUAUGCCAAAGUGAUGACAUACGUCAAUAUCAUGAACUAUGAUGUCUGGGGAGCAUCAUCGACACCUGGACCUAAUGCCCCACUCGGGGAUCUCUGUGGCACAUCCUCGCAACCUAAAGCAAACGCUCAAGCCGCUCUGUCACAAUGGACUUCAGCCGGGUUCCCCGCAUCGCAGCUCCUUCUCGGUCUCCCACUGUAUGGCUACGUAUCUCAAAGUUCUGUCACGCGUCUUUCGGGAAGCCUUAUGCCAUCGUCUGAGAUGGUCCUCAUCCAAGGAAACGAUGAGCCCGUCGACGACCAGGCUCGGGUGCACAAGAUGAACUUCCUCAACGGUGCCCACGCCCGGCCAAAGACUCAAGAAGUCAAAGCGACGGCAUCGCUCCAGAGUUGGUGGGGUCAGCAGAUACCUUUCAGUUCUAUUGUGUCGUCCGGUGCCCUGGUGAAGAAUGCAGACGGAACUUACUCGGGAAGUGGCGGAUUUACUUUCAACUGGGACGACUGCAGUGACACGCCGUACUUGUAUAACACCUCUCAGACGACCGUAGUAACCUAUGAUGACACCUGGUCCUUGGCGGACAAAGCGACAUUCGCGAAGAAUAAUGGAAUGGCCGGUUGCUUCACUUGGUCCCUUGAUCAGGACGAUGGUGUUUCCCUAAUGAAUGUCAUCCGAUCUAGUUUGGGGAAGUAGAUCGCAGUUCCCAUGGGCAGGUAACGGAAUGAAAUGAACUUCACGACGUCACGAAAUCAUUCCUCGUAGUGCGACCGAUUCUUCUUAUAAUACAUUGGCAGUCUUUAUCUUCUGCAGCGAUGAUCUAUCUUAGGAACGCACUCCUUCUAUAUAGGAAUCAAGUCAUGCCGCAGCAACCUUUUUCUCUAUAGGCAAGCACCUUCUGGGCAAUGCCACCAUGCUGCAGUCCAUCCAUAUUUAUCAAAGCUAGAAGUAGCAAACGAUACGAUGCCAUCUCCCUCGUUGACGAAUCGGCAGCCUGACGGAUCCUUCAUUCCAUUACAU